AAGUGAAAGAAGAAGGAACUCCCUUUUUUCUCCUGGAAGCCAGCCACGCUUCUGACUCCUGGUCAGUGCGUCUCUCUCUCUCUCUCUCUCUCUCUCUCUGAUAAAUAAAUAUAUUGUUUUCCCUUUAUAGCCUCGAUAAUAUUCUGUGGACAUUACAAGUCAGCAGGAAUCUUUUCUGUAUGUCACCUUCAAACUGGGAACCUAGGAUGUCAACACAUCCACGCUUAGCAGCCAAGCUAUAUGUGGAAUUAUGUCUGUCUCCUUAACAGAUUCUCCCAAGGACAGUAUGUGUGCACAUACAGCUUUACUCUACUAGGUGAUUGAAGUAAAAUAUGAAACUUUUACAAAUUUAAAUAAUCUAUUAAAUGUGAGACUAAGCAAAGCAUGAUUUGAUACAGUUAUUUGUAAACCUAGAGUUCGUGUCCUUAUUAUUUCAUUUAAUUUCUGCUUUGUUCCUUGGUUAAAGUGACCCCACAUGCAUUGUAUAUGAGUAGUUCUUAAAUAAUAUUUUAAUUCGGAUCAAGUACAUUAUAGAGUUUGUUUUGUAUUAUUCCAUUCUUGGAUAUAGUAUUUAACUGUAUACAUUAAAUAGUAUAAGAAGCAGCACUAUGUGGUAUUUGAAGUAUUGGGGAAAUAAUCAAAGUAAUUAAAGUAAAAAAGAUAAUAUUGACAUACACAUUUUUAUAUUUUUAGCAUCACUGUUGUCUUACAUUGUUUCUGUUGUCAUUCACAACAAUUUCAGAUGAGAUAAACAAGCCUCCUACUUUUUUCCUCAACCUUUAAAGAAAUUCAUAUAUCAGUAAGUAUGUAAGCCUAAUAGGCAUUAAAGAUUCUGUUCAGCAUAUUAAUGCCAAGUACAGGUAAGCAUACAAUCAUCUCUUAUGUAAUGUCUGUUGUGCAUGGUUAAUUCGUUCAAAGUUCAAAAUAAUUAUUAUUCACCAUCUGAAUCCAUCAUUAAGAUGCUGAAAUAUUCAGAGGUUGAGUUGUAGAGCACUUGUACAGAAAAUGUAGAUUUCAAAUUCAUUUCUCAGACUUUAUAAAGUUAGUAAGAAGGUCUUUAUAGGACUCAAAAAUAAUUAUAUGAUAAGAGUACAUAAUGAAGGAUAAAAGCAAAGAAAACAAAAUAUAAAAAAUGAUAAAAUGAAGAUAAAUCAAACUUGACCAAAUGGUAGUUCUUUGAAUAUGAAUUAAAAUAAAUUUAUAGCAUUGUAGUAGAAAUAUUUUAAUUUGUCAAAACUUAGCUAACAUGAAUUUUAAAGUAUUUCAUUUUAUCAUAUUUAAUUACAUAUAAAGUAACUGAAGUAAAAUAAAAGCAGUAUUCUUUUAAAUUUUCUUUUUUGCUUUCUGCCCACUUUUAUUCCAUUUUCAAACUCCUUUAAAACUUGCAACAUUAAUUGCUUAACAUAUUAAAAUUCCUUUUAUCAAAUUCAUUGAGGUUAAUGUAAAAUAAUUUAAUUGUUAUAGUACAUUAGUAUGUUUAAUUCCCAUGUGUGUGAUUUGUGGAUGGGUGUGUAUGAUCACGUACAGGUUUGGUCCUUGCGCCUGCAUCAAGGCCUUUGUACAUACUAGGAAAGUAUUCUCCCUUUGUAUCUCUAACUCUAAUGUUAACACCUUUAAAUUUUUAUUUUUAUACACCUAACCACAGUUUGCUCUCCCUUCUCUCCUCCCAGUUCUUCAUCUCACCUCUCCUCUGCCUAUACCCAUAUUUCUCAGUUGUUUUCUAGAAGAUGGCAUGCCUCCCAUGGAUAUCAACCAAAAUGGCAUAUCAAAUUGCAGUAAGACUAGGCUCCUCCCCUAGUUUUAAGACUGGACAAGGCAACCCACUAUGACGAAAAGGAAUGCAAAAAGCAUGUAAAAGAGUGAGGGACAGAGCCUGCUCCACUGCUAAGUCUCACAAGAAGGAAAUGCUAUACCUUGUAACAUGUAUGUAGAGGGUGUAGGUCAGUCCCAGGCAAGCUCCCUUGUUAGUUCAAUCUCAGUGAGCCUCUAUGAGGUCUGGUUAUUUGAUUCUGUGAUAUUUCUUGAGAUGUCCCUUACCCUUUUGGUUCCUACAAUUAUUCCUUGCCCUCUUCCACAGGAUUACCUGAGCCAUUCUGAUUGCUUGGAUUUUUGUCUUGCAUCUGAAUGAUAACACUUUUUAUGUUUUUAUAACAGACAGCAACUGUGAAAGAAUCUAAAAUACAGCCUCACUUGGAAAGACUCAGUCCUCCAAUUUGCAUAUUGCGGACACUCUUUCAUAUGAUUCAUUGUCAAAGUAAAUCAGAACUGAAUAAGAGAAAAUAAACUAUGAGCAAUAUGUUGGAAACAAUCUCUUUAUCUCCAAAAGAAAGGGUUGUUAUAAGGCUCAAACUCAAGUCAUAGUCUUGGUGGAGGCACCUUUUUCGGCUAAGUAACUCACCAAAUCCUGGCAAAUAAACUGUAGUAGUUAAACAUUUGUCAGGUACUUCCUACCUUCUACGACCAUGAUGCAUAACAAUAGUGUGACUGAAUUCAUUUUGUUUGGGCUGACACAGAAUCCAGUAAAACAGAAGGCAGUAUUUGGAGUCUUCUUGAUUCUUUACCUUAUGACUCUAAUAGGGAACUUUCUCAUUGUGGUGACCAUUAAGAUAAGUCAGACACUUGGGAGUCCCAUGUACUUCUUUCUUUUUUAUUUGUCCUUUGCUGACGCUUGCUUCUCUACAACUACAACCCCUAGACUGAUUGUGGAUUCCCUUUCUCAGAAGAAAACCAUUACCUACAAUGAAUGUAUGACUCAGGUCUUUGCAGCUCACUUCUUUGGUUGCAUGGAAAUCUUUGUGCUCAUCCUCAUGGCCUUUGAUCGCUAUGUAGCAAUCUGUAAGCCUCUAAGAUAUACAACUAUAAUGAGCCAGCAUGUCUGUGGUAUAUUAGUGAUUCUUGCCUGGGUUGGUUCUUGUAUCCACUCUUCAGCACAGAUUUUCUUGGCUUUAAGUCUACCAUUCUGUGGUCCAAAUGUGAUUGAUCACUAUUUCUGUGAUUUGCAACCAUUACUGAAACUUGCCUGUAUGGAUACCUAUGCUAUAAAUUUGUUAGUUGUGUCUAAUAGUGGUGCCAUAUGCAUGGUAAGUUUCAUACUACUGCUUAUCUCCUAUAUUGUCAUUUUAUACUCUCUGAGAAACCACAGUGCAAAAGGAAGACGAAAGGCACUUUCUACUUGUACUUCUCAUUUCAUUGUGGUGGUCAUAUUUUUUGGUCCCUGUAUAUUUAUCUACACACGUCCACCAACUACUUUUCCAAUAGACAAGAUGGUGGCUGUGUUUUAUACAACUGGGACACCUUUGCUCAACCCUCUUAUCUAUACUCUAAGGAAUGCAGAAGUAAAAAAUGCCAUGAAAAAAUUAUGGUGUGGUAAAGUAUGACUUCGGUUGAUAAACAAUACUUGGCAAUUCUAGUGUAUAGACCCUUAAGAGUUGAGUUUUGAUACAUAGCCUGGAGAAUUAAAAUAUUUCUGAGAGUCUAUAGUUAAUAUAUCUGUCUUGUGUAUAUGUAUAUAAACAAUAUCCUGGGACCAGUGAGAUGCCUUAAUAGUAAAUGUUCUUGUCCUCAAGCCUGAUGACUUGAAUAUAAUCCUUGGAACCCACAAGGUUAAGGAGAGAAUAAACUCCCAUAAGCUGUCCAGUGACCUCCUCACUUGUGUCAUGUUGGGUACAGACACAUAAAUAAGUAAACACAGAAGUACAUGAAAUAAGAAUUCUGAAAGUCGUAAUCUGAUUCAAUCUUCAAUAUAGAUAGAAAAUUAAUCAUAUACAUGUACAUAUAGAUAGGUAAAUAAUUAAUUGGCAAAUAAUUGCAUAUAAGUGAAAGUAUAUAUAUUAAUUACUUUUAAAGAUUUUAUUCUACUGUAUUUUAAACACAUUUAUAAGAAACCAUUAAAAGCAAACUUUUCACUUUGCCAAGCUAAGGAUUAAAAGGAUGAUUUUAGAAACAAUAAUCUGUGUACAUUCUUACCUCGCUGGGCGAUUUACAGUGAUGGACAAUUGAACUGUAGUAAAAACUUGAAAAUACACCUGAACCCAGACUUUCCCCCAAAAAGUUAAUUGACCUCCUGUGGAUGGUGGUGGGAGGAGCCUUUCACUUGGAUGUGAACUGGAGUGUUUUUCACAUGUCAUUGGAGAAGUAGGGCUAGGAAAGGGGAAAUUUAGGCAGCUUGAAUAUACAGAUCAAGAAAGAAUAAUAUUGUCUAAUAGGGUGAAAGACAGACACAUAAGGAUAGAGAGGGGUGGUUGGGAGAGGCAUAGAAAGACUUAUUCUAUCUGGGUGGAGAGAAAGAACAUCAUCAUCAUCCUUAUUGCUUAUUUCAGCUAUGUGAAUAUUUGGAGGAAGAAAUGAACUUUCUGGUUAAGAACACAUUGUUAACCUGGAAUAGGUUAACUUCUUAGUACCCCAUGAGUACCAGAAAUGACACAGAGAACAGGAUUUGUUUUCUGGCUUUAAAUAGUUCAUGAAAAUUUAUAAUUUAUAUUUCAAAGAGAGAAAGUCAAAGCUAGAGUUUACCCCCCUUGGGCUUUUCACUAUUUGAAUAUUUUAAAAUGUGUAAUUUCAUUUUCCAUAUAAUUUAAUCAAUAUUAUUGUAAUUCACACUCACUCUGAAGUUCUUCCUCUCACAAUAAAAUAAAGCUAUGCUUUUUCACUGUCUCAGGUUAUAAAUUAUAUUGAUACCCAAAAAUACCACAUCAAGUGAUAAUGAUCUUCUGGAAAUCAAUUCAUUGAUAAGAAGCUUGGUUAACAUGCAGAAGGCCCUGGAUUCCAUCCUGAGGAAAAAAAAACAAGGAAACAAAAUAUAGGAGGUGAUGAAAAAGGCAGUGUUCUGUGUCAAUAGAGCAUUUCCCAUUUGAACAUGGGGGUUAUCACGUCACAAAUUUUUCAAAUAAUUUCAUUAUGAACAAUUGAUAGCAGAGUAGGCAUUGAUACCUCCUAUUCACAGAUGUCAGUUUUGUCUAUAUACUUUACAGAUAAAUAUUCAUAAUUUUUAUUAUUUUAUGUCCUUGAUUUUUGUUUUCAAUACCCAUGGAGAUUUUUAAAUAUAAUUGCUUUUAAGUAAGUCAUAAAACAAAUAAACAUUUAUUUCUUA
Messenger RNA from Mesocricetus auratus (golden hamster), 5089 nucleotides. Its product is annotated as olfactory receptor 4C11. Gene Ontology annotation, biological process: G protein-coupled receptor signaling pathway. The record is from RefSeq and is a predicted model, not a curated record. Bases 2463 to 3377 code for a protein of 304 amino acids. Gene Ontology annotation, cellular component: membrane. Gene Ontology annotation, molecular function: olfactory receptor activity; G protein-coupled receptor activity. NCBI's taxonomy places the organism in Eukaryota, Metazoa, Chordata, Mammalia, Rodentia, Cricetidae. The transcript is spliced from 4 exons.